UAUAAAGGCCGAAAGGGUCGAUGAGAUGGAGGUGGAUCGCACUAGUAGCAAAACAUGGUACAGGUGGGCGUAUAAAUUAUUAAAUAUGACUUUCCCGGACACCCCAUAGCACCAUUAGGCAUUAGCGCCACAGAGCCGUAUGAUCGCCGAAACCACACUUCGCUAUACACAGCCGAAACGCAGCGUUUUCAAGCAAACCGAACUCAAGGGUUUUAUCGAAUUCUCCGUUCCGAUGGAUCCUGGGUCGUCGUCCUCGUCGUCCUCAUCGUCGGCAUUCCCUCUCCACAUGGCGAUGGCGGCGCUGGUCGGAGCAUCGCUGAUGGCUAUCUCCGCCUUCUACGUUCACAAGCGCAGCGUCGAUCAGGUUCUCCACCGCCUUAUCGACAUUCGCCGCGGAGGCCCUGCCAAGGCCGAUGACCACGGCGGAGGAGAGCGAGGUGACUGCGACGACGCUGAGGCAGAGGUUGAGACUAAUCGCAAAAUGCGGGGACGGGGUCCAUCUAGGUCUUUGGAUAAGGCCGCACUUUGCUGUAGAAGAGUCUCGUCUUCCUUGCCCAAUGCCGUUUUGGACAGUUCUUGGUUCGAUGAAGAAUCUAAUUUUGAUCCUCCAAAGCCUUUCUCCGUCCAAGAUUUUUCCUCUUGUCACUUUGAUAAACUCAACUCCAUUCCCUCUGGACUGCCACCGCUUCAAACGGCUCCAAAAGACGAAGAGCAUCUCUCUGCUAGCCACUCUGGUUCCAAUGUGAGGGUGGCACCUGUUAGUAGGCUAAUGACUCCAAGAUCUUUGGGAGGCAAUGCAUUUGACAGUGCAGGGGAUUCCGAUGAGGAAGGAACGGAACUUGUAAUUGGAGAGGACACUUUUUUCAACUAUGCAGACACUAAUCAUUCAGUUGAUUUUAUGGGUAUUAAUGAUUUAAAUUCAAACAUUCAGAAUUCAACUCUCCUUCCCUUUAAAGUUGAUAAUGGCAACUGUUUUGAAGAUCAGAAAUGCAGAGGAACCAAAACUGAAUCAAAUGUUGGUGUGGAUCUGCAUGGCAAUGGAAAGAUGGACACAGCUUCAGGGAACAUUUUGGGAACUAGGCCUAUUUCUGCCAACACCAUUUCACCACUGAGAACCAUAGUGCAGGAAUCAACAAAUGUAGAAGAGGAGGAAGUACUGGAGAUGAUUCGUGGAUGUUUAGAUUUGCGGGAUACCUACGUUUACAGGGAAAAAGUUGCUCCAUGGGAGAAGGUAACAGAGCUAGGAAGUACUGCACUGGAGACAAGCAGUGAUCCAUUUCACUUUGACCUUGUUGAGACAACUACUCAUCACUUCAGGAUGGAAGAUGGAGUUGUACAUGUUUAUGCGAGCAAAAAUGACACUCUGGAUCUUUUCCCUGUUGCAAGUUCAACAACAUUUUUCACUGAUAUGCAUCAUAUUCUAAGAAUUAUGGCUAUUGGAAAUGUUCGAUCUUCAUGUCAUCAUCGACUAAGAUUUCUUGAGGAGAAAUUCCGCCUUCAUCUGUUAGUAAAUGCAGAUCGGGAGUUUCUGGCUCAGAAGAGUGCACCACAUCGCGAUUUCUACAACAUUAGAAAGGUUGAUACACAUGUGCAUCAUUCUGCCUGCAUGAACCAGAAGCACCUCCUGCGCUUCAUCAAGUCUAAGCUCAGAAAAGAACCUGAUGAGGUUGUCAUAUUCCGAGAUGGGAAGUAUCUCACACUUAGGGAAGUUUUUGAGAGUUUAGAUUUGACAGGGCAUGAUCUGAAUGUUGAUCUAUUGGAUGUGCAUGCUGACAAGAGUACCUUCCAUAGAUUUGACAAGUUCAAUCUUAAGUAUAAUCCUUGCGGACAAAGCAGAUUAAGAGAGAUCUUCUUAAAGCAGGACAAUCUUAUCCAAGAUGCAAGGACAGUUGUAAUGCAUAAAAAGAAUUUGUUUUCUUCAACACGUCUAGGGCGUUUUCUAGCAGAAUUAACAAAACAAGUUCUAUUGGAUCUUGAAGCAAGCAAAUACCAGAUGGCUGAGUAUAGAGUGUCAAUAUAUGGAAGGAAACAAAGCGAAUGGGAUCAGCUGGCGAGUUGGUUCAUUAACAAUUCAAUUUACAGUGAGAAUGCUGUUUGGUUAAUCCAGCUACCACGGCUAUAUAAUGUUUACAAGCAAAUGGGGAUUGUUACAAACUUUCAGAAUAUUUUAGAUAAUGUGUUUAUUCCUUUAUUCGAAGUAACAAUUGAUCCAAGUUCUCAUCCGCAACUACAUGUAUUCCUAAAGCAGGUUGUGGGUUUCGACAUUGUAGAUGAUGAAAGUAAACCAGAAAGGCGUCCAACUAAACACAUGCCCACACCUGCCGAAUGGACUAAUGAAUUCAAUCCUGCAUACUCUUACUAUGCUUAUUACUGCUAUGCUAACUUGUACACUCUCAACAAGCUUCGUGAGUCAAAAGGACUGCCAACAAUCAAAUUCCGGCCACACUGUGGAGAGGCAGGUGAUGUAGACCAUUUGGCUGCUGCAUUCCUUCUCUGCCAUAACAUUUCUCAUGGGAUUAAUCUGCGGAAAUCCCCUGUUUUGCAGUAUCUCUAUUAUCUUGCUCAGGUUGGACUGGCUAUGUCACCACUGAGCAAUAAUUCGCUUUUCCUGGAUUAUGGUCGCAAUCCAUUUCCAAUGUUCUUCCAGCGUGGCCUAAAUGUUUCACUCUCAAGUGAUGAUCCUCUGCAAAUCCAUUUGACAAAAGAAGCCCUUGUGGAAGAAUAUAGUGUUGCAGCACAGGUGUGGAAACUCAGUUCCUGUGAUCUAUGUGAGAUAGCAAGGAACUCUGUCUAUCAAUCUGGAUUCUCACAUAUGGCAAAGAUGCAUUGGCUUGGUAGAAAAUACUUCAUGAGAGGCCCUGAAGGAAAUGAUAUUCACAAGACAAAUCUACCCAGCACAAGGAUUGCCUUCCGUCAUGAGACAUGGAAGGAGGAGAUGAUGUAUGUCUACGCUGGAAAGGCUAAGUUUCCUGAAGAGAUAGACCUUGUAUAAGUGAACAAAUAAAAAGGAAGAGAAUAUUUAUGAUGCAAAUGAAAUUCUGCUGUUGAAUUGGGGAUGAAUAAAUAUCUCAGCAUGAGUUAGGCUGCCAAAUUUUUAUUUACGGUCCCACUGAUUCAGUGAAAUCAGAGAUUGUUAAGAGCACCAGCUGCAACUAGGAUGAUAUGGGGAAGAUCUUUUGGUGCUAUGUAGUGGGGCUUGGAGUUUUCUUUAUGGAUAGCUGUUGAAAACUUAAAUUUUGAAUUGCUGGAAUUCCUGCUGAGAAAUGUGCAGGUUUAAUGGUAUACAAGGUUUCUGAAAAAUACCAAUUUCAACUUGUAAUGAAAGAGCCAUUUUACAUGAUUCGGAUGA
This is a messenger RNA of Vitis vinifera (wine grape), 3349 nucleotides long. RefSeq names its product probable AMP deaminase. Gene Ontology annotation, molecular function: AMP deaminase activity. Lineage: Eukaryota; Viridiplantae; Streptophyta; Magnoliopsida; Vitales; Vitaceae. The record is from RefSeq and is a predicted model, not a curated record. The transcript is spliced from 20 exons. Bases 140 to 2992 code for a protein of 950 amino acids. Gene Ontology annotation, biological process: AMP metabolic process; IMP salvage. Gene Ontology annotation, cellular component: cytosol.